AUGGAUCCCGUGUCAGCGGCGGGCCUGGCUCUUGGUGUUGCAUCCCUGGGCCUGCAACUUCUCGUAACCGCUCUCGGCUAUGAAGACGACUGUAAACAUCUCAAUCUGCGCCUGCGCCUGGAGCAGCAGCGCCUCUUUGCCUGGAGCGAGACGUCCGGCCUGCUAGACGUGAAUUCGGAGAACCAGGAGCGCAUCCUAAACUCGAACGUCUUCCAUCUGCACCGCCAGACGGUUUUGGAUCUGCUGGUACAAGUUCAGUGCCUGUUUGACGAAUUCAUUGCGUAUCAAAACAAGCAUAGCAACUUGACUCCCUUUCGCGACGAUGGCGAGUUCCUGGUCUCCCCUGAGCUGGAUGCCAAGCAGGCCAGCUUCCCUAUAUCGGAGAAGAAGCGACUGUUUAUCAAAAAGGCAAUGAUGAACCUCAAGCAAAAGUCACAGGAGGGUUUGAAGAGAUUCAAAUGGGUGUCCUUUGAUAAGGAGGGGUUCGAGCAGCUGCUUGCCAAGUUUACGCUCUUGAACGACACCAUGAUGAAUAUCCUGGACCACUCGCUGCAGGUUGAGAUCCGCCAUACCGUUCAGGAUACAAACCGGGGCGUCUUGCUGCUUCACCACAAGAUUGCCGACCUCAGCCAUCUGGUGCUGGCCCUCAAGGAUCAGCUGGAAGUUAGGAACCUGCCUGGUGCGCCAUCACGGACGCGGCUAUCUAAGACCGAGAGGGAGGCAAACGUGGCCGAACUGAAGCAGCUUUCUCGGCUGGCAAAAUUCAAGGCUUUCAACGAGACCAUUGACCCAAAAUCGGAUACCCCAGCUCUGAUAGACGACGCUGUGGCGGGCUUUCUCGAGCUGGCCAAGCCGGGAGAACAGCGCCUUGUGCAACUUCCCAAGUAUCUCAUAGAACUGAACCCAGGCACGGAUGAAUCUGAGGAUCCACGGUGCGAAGCCAUUUUGAAGACUGCCGAAGGAAGAAAGAAGGUGUGGAUCGAAUGGAAAGACUACGAUAAUGCGGGCAACACCGGCUGCCUGUCCAAAGCAGAGAUUGUCGAUAGAGUGAGAAAGCUGGCCUGUCUACUCCACCACAGCCCCAAGCCAGAAGCCUUCCGGACACCUCACUGCAUUGGCUUCUUCGACAAAGCAGACCCCGACGUUCCAGACGACGACGUCGACAUCUUGGACCGGCGACUGGGUCUGGUAUUCGAACGGCCAGACAGUCAAGAUGUGCAUGAUACUCUACCGCCCGUGUCUUUGCGAGAAUUGCUCCUAGACACUACAGUACGCAAGCCCAGAGUCACCGACCGCAUCAAGCUCGCGCACGCCCUCAGCAACUGUCUGCUCUAUCUCCACGCAGUCAACUGGCUGCACAAGGGCCUCCGCAGCCACAACAUCCUCUUCUUCAAGACAAAGACGGGCCACGUCGACUACAGCCAAGUCUUCCUCUCGGGCUUCGACUUCUCCCGCCCAGGCGGCUCCGAAGAGGUGACGGAAAUCCCCGGCUUCGACGCCGAGCACGACCUGUACCGCCACCCACGCGCCCAGUCCAACCAGGGCAAGCUGCGCGAGCGGUCCAAGAAGAGCUUCGACAUCUACAGCCUGGGCGUCAUCUUCGUGGAGCUGGCGCACUGGAAGCCCGUCGACGGCGUGCUCGGCAUUGAGAUGCGGCUCGCCAAGGGCCAGUCGGACGUGGUUCGGCAGGUGCGUGGCGAUUUGCUGGCCCCGGGGCGGGUUGCUGAUCUCGGGGCCGAGAUGGGCGAGAAGUUUGAGGAGGCGACGAGGCGGUGCUUGGUGGGUGAGCGGGAGCUCGGGCUGGAGCCGGGCGAUGAUGAGACGGCUGAUGAGGUCGCUUCGCGGCUCUCGGGGAGCUAUUAUGACGACGUGGUUAAGAAGCUAGCAGAGAUUGUAGUUUAA
Molecule: messenger RNA, 1902 nt
Organism: Trichoderma gamsii
Lineage: Eukaryota; Fungi; Ascomycota; Sordariomycetes; Hypocreales; Hypocreaceae
Exons: 2
Coding region: 1-1902 (633 amino acids)
Biological process (GO): protein phosphorylation
Molecular function (GO): ATP binding; protein kinase activity
Source: RefSeq, a predicted model, not a curated record